Molecule: messenger RNA, 374 nt
Organism: Condylostylus longicornis
Lineage: Eukaryota; Metazoa; Arthropoda; Insecta; Diptera; Dolichopodidae
Product: PI-actitoxin-Afv2a-like
Exons: 1
Coding region: 1-303 (100 amino acids)
Molecular function (GO): serine-type endopeptidase inhibitor activity
Source: RefSeq, a predicted model, not a curated record
AUGAAUUUAAUUGGUAAUGGUUAUCCUUUACCAGUUGAUUAUUAUGAUGAUUUGGCUAAUAAUAUGGCAGAAUUAUUCGAUGAUAUUAGUUUUGAUGAAUCAUAUGCACGUGAUGUUAAAAAUGAUUCAUAUGAACGUUGUAAAUUACCAAUGCGUAAAGGUGUUUGUCGUGCUAUAAUGCCACGAUGGAGUUAUGAUCCAAUAGCAAAGAAAUGCCGUGAAUUUAUGUUUGGUGGAUGUGGUGGAAAUGCAAAUAAUUUCUUAACAGAAAGUCAAUGUUAUCAGGCUUGUAAAGGUGUUUAAUUUUCAAUAAAUUUAGAAAAAGAAGAAAAAAAUAUAUAUUUUAUACUAUAAGUAUAUCUAAAUGUAUAUAA